GAACUUCCGAACUACGAUCAUCCAAACUUCGCGCCUGGACCACAAUCUUUUCCCCUCCCUGUUUUCUCAAAGCCCCCUCCUUCUUUUCUUCUGAUGUCCCCUAACUCUUGGUGACCGAUUGUGCUUGGUCUAUCUUUUCUUUUUUUUCGAAAAUUUCGAGGAGCUUACAUAUGCUGUGACUCGGAUCAAGGGCUUACAUGUUACAGCUGUAUUUCGGGGUGCUGCAUAAUGGUUUAUUGGACAUCUUCCUGCGAUCCGCUAUAGUUGCGCAGAUGUAUAUUCUUCUACCUUGGAACGGACUUGUAGCAAUGCGUCGAGUGGAACGGUGCUCGUAUUUUAAUUGGGGAUUUGGGUCACGAACGGCUUGUCUCGCUGAACCGACGAUGUUCCACGUAUUUAGGGGAUCCACCGGGCAGUGGUAUUGUGAGAUGCAGCUCAUCAAUGUGGGCGCUUACGCUGACCAGGCACAAAUUCAGCUCCUUUAUUACGCCCAACGGGUUCUGCUUGUAUGUUUCUGGCUGAUCUUGAUAGAAGUCACACGAAUAGUUCUUCUCGUGGACAAGGAAUGGUUCGCUGUACUCUGAAGAUACCGCGCCGGUGUCAUUCAAAAUGUUCCGCAAAGAAAGGCGCGUCGUCUUGAUGCAUCUUAUGUCAACCCUGAUUUGCCAACUUUUUGGGGCUACUUAUCGU
Messenger RNA from Desarmillaria tabescens, 690 nucleotides. RefSeq lists its product as uncharacterized. The record is from RefSeq and is a predicted model, not a curated record. The coding region runs from base 198 to 584 and encodes 128 amino acids. Lineage: Eukaryota; Fungi; Basidiomycota; Agaricomycetes; Agaricales; Physalacriaceae. The transcript has 3 exons.